Messenger RNA from Thlaspi arvense, 417 nucleotides. Lineage: Eukaryota; Viridiplantae; Streptophyta; Magnoliopsida; Brassicales; Brassicaceae. The record is from the annotation of a GenBank genome assembly.
AUGCUAAACUCAAAUUGCCAGAAGGAUGUGGAUGACAGCCCAAGAUGUGUCGACCAUGAUACGGUGCGGGCAGAGGCCAUCAUCUUCCUAAUAAACAACGGUGGAUACACCACAGAGGUGGAGAUCCACGGCAGCCAUUACAGCAUCGUCAAGAACUGGGACUUCACUGGGCUCGUAGACGCCAUCUGUAAUGGCGAAGGCAAAUGCUGGAUGUCUAAGGUGUUCAAAGAGGAACAGCUUAUCAAAGCAAUCCAGAUAGCAACAGGGGUGAUGACAGACAACUUGUGCUUCAUGGAAGUGAUGAUUCACAAGGGUGAUGCUAGCAAAGAGUUGCUUCUGUGGGGUUCAAGGGUCUCAGCUGCCAAUAGCCGCCUCCCCUCAACCAUGAACAAUGAAGAAGGGCUGUGGCCCCCUUAA